AUGAAAAUUGUUCAUCCACAAUAUCCUAAUGUUAUAAUCACCACUCGACAUUUACUUACACAUACAUCUGGUAUUGGAACAAAUUUUGAAGAAGAACUUACGCAUUAUCUUCCUGGUGAUAGUUUUAGACAAACUAAUCUUGGCAAAGUUAUUCAGAAAUACUUGAGUAAUGAAAAAAGUUGGUUACCUAUACCAUCUGGAAAUAAAACAUUUUAUUCAAAUAUGGGUGCAAGCAUAGCUGCAUUCAUUGUUGAACGUGUGGCCGGAGUAUCAUUCGAACAUUAUGUUCAAGAUAAAAUAUUAAAACCAUUAGGUAUUGAUGAGAAAAAAGGAGGUUAUCGAUUAAGUAAUUUUCAAGACAAUAAAAAGAAUCUUGUUGAUCAUUAUAUAUACAAUGCAUUAUGGCUAGGUGUCUACGAAAAACUGGCACAACAGUUGAAUGCUUCUCGAGUAAGUUUCUUGCAACAUAAAAAAAGCAACUAAUGAUGUUUCUGUGGUUUUUUGGCCAAGUCUAUAUCAGAUUUUUGUUUUUAUUAGGCAGGAAACUUCUCAGAUUGGUUGUACAUUCCUUUUUAUGGUUCAAGUAAGGUGCCAGUAAUGCAAAGUUUCCACAAAAUUUUUUUUUUCUUUUUUCACAUAUAUUCUGAUUCGUCCUGAGUUGCUGAUCACGAAUAUCA
This is a messenger RNA of Rotaria sp. Silwood2, 677 nucleotides long. The record is from the annotation of a GenBank genome assembly. NCBI's taxonomy places the organism in Eukaryota, Metazoa, Rotifera, Eurotatoria, Philodinida, Philodinidae.